Molecule: messenger RNA, 5940 nt
Organism: Austrofundulus limnaeus
Lineage: Eukaryota; Metazoa; Chordata; Actinopteri; Cyprinodontiformes; Rivulidae
Gene: erich3
Product: glutamate-rich 3
Exons: 14
Coding region: 234-5195 (1653 amino acids)
Source: RefSeq, a predicted model, not a curated record
UUGGUCACGUGAUCCGCCGCCAUGGCAACAGUUAAAGUAUCGCUCGGUCCGGUUGAAGGAGCAGCUGAUCUGUUUCUGCUCAAAUAUCGCUGCACUUAUUUAAAACUAUACAUUUGUGACCUGACACCGGGUGGGACAGCCUCCAGCGAGGAGCGAGGACCCUUUGAGCUGUGUUUUACCUCAAAUGUCGCAGUAAUUUCUAAAUCAAAGCGAGCGCGAGCCGAAACACCACCAUGAGUCGCCGCAACACCGGCGGACUUUUGUCCACCUACAACAGCCUCACGGACAAACAUCUUGCCAAUUAUUUUAGCAACACUCGAAUCAGGAGGCACCUGCAGAGAGCAGGACUGAUCACCAGGAGUGGACGAAUUGUUCCAGACAAGGAGUACAAACACAAGCUGAUCCAAAGAGCCCAUCAGAGACACAUCAGAGACUGCCUGGCCCAGGCCUUUUUCCACAAAAUGAUGGAGAUGGAGCGCGUCCACAAGACUGAAAUCCAAAGGAACCUGGAGGAGUUUGUACGAAGGGAAAGAGUGCACAGAAUGAAGGUGGAACGCUCCAAAAAAUACAAGGAGGACACGAUUCCCAUCCUGCCUCCACAUCCGCCUUUGAGGGCUCGGGACAUCCAGAAACAGCACUCUGUGCCAGAAGAAGAGCAUUCUGAAUCCUCUGGGUCUCCGAGCUCGUCCCGACCCAACACAGCUCCAGGGAAGAUGCAGAGGCCGGCGCGCCUGAAGCCCAUCCACAGUAACAGCACCACAGCUUCACUCAGACGCAGCUCCCUCUACAGACCCCACAAGUCUCCACACGAGGACGAGCAGCUGUUCCAAGCCACAAUGGACAAGAAACCCCGCAGGCAUUUGACAACAAUGGAGGCUAUUCAGGGCAUCUCGCCCCACUGCCUCCCAGUCAUCAACAACUAUGUCACACCAGUGCCUCCAGUAACAAAGAAGAAGCAGAAUGGGGUAAAGGCCACCCCCAGCAGCACCGUCAGAGGCCGCAGACUGCGCCCCUACACCUCGUCCAGRGGAGCUGACGACCCCCCAUGGUUAAGGAGCUCGGUUCACCAGACCAAAGUGCGUUUGAACAUGGUGUACUUUGGUAAAACGGUGCACCUCACCAAUGACCUGCUGGACCUGAGGGACGAGGUCAAAGUGUUUCAGCAGCACUGUGGAGGAGAAAACCUGUGUGUCUAUAAAGGAAACCUCCUUGAGGGAGAGACGUUUCAGUUCAUUUCGAGGCGACACAGAGGGUUUCCCUUCAGCUUGACCUUCUACCUAAAUGGGCUUCAGGUGGAGCGGCUGAGCUCCUGCUGUGAGUUCAAACACAGCAAAGGCUCCAGACUCGGCGGACGACAUGGACACUUUGGUUUUUCCAGCGUGGAGGACGCCACCCCCUGCUACAAGUGCAUCAUAGCGAUGGGGCUUGCAAAAAAGCCCACUCCUCCACCCAAGAUAGAGAAAGAAGACAAUACACAAGAACAGUCAGCCAACAGCACAUUAGAUGCUCCUGAGARGGAGACAGGAAGGACUGGGUGGGAUACCGCCUCCCACUUUGAACCUAAAACUAGUCAACAACGUGGUCCAGAUGCUCAAAUCCAGGAACAGACUGCACCUGGGAGAGACAAAGUCAGAGAGGAUUAUGAAGAGGACUUUGAAGCAGAUGAUGAAGGCCCUGUAGAAGAAGCAACGGUUGAAGAGGAGAAAUCCCCAUCUCCAGUCAGGGAAACUGAAACGCUGGUUCAAGAGGAAAACGUCUCUGAAACUGAUGACAAUGGUAAUGAUGAAGACACCGUGUCUUGUUCAGGCUCAAGUAUCUCAAGCAGCGAUCAGGAGGAAAGCGACGCCGAAACCGUGAACGACUCCACGAAAGACGAGGAAGAAMGUCCACCUAAAGACGACGAUGAUGUCGAGGAAACGGCUGCUGCCACGGAUCAGAACGAAGAACCCAAAUCAGACGAGACCGCAGCCGCCAAGGUCGAGGCGACUUCUGACAGCGCCGGCGAGAGCACAGAGAUAGAAAUCUCUGACACCAGCACCACACCAGGGAGCGGGACUAAACAGAGCGAUGACGCCUCCGAGGACAAAAACAAUGAGGAAACGGUUCACGAGAACAAAACGGAGGAUGAAAAGGACAGGGCCAAAUCUGUGCAGGAGAAGCUGGCAGAAGCCAUUUUGAAGGAGUCCCAGUGCAGCACUGAGCCUGAACUGAGCGACACCAGCACAGAGGAAGAGGAGGGGCCCACAGCUAAAGACCCCCAACAGGAGAACAAUGAUCAAGAACAGACUGUUUUAAAGGASACAAAACGUGAGGAACCUGUUACUGAUGAAGUGGCACAGAAACAAGAAGAGUCACCUGAAGCAAAAGAAGAAGAAGAGGAAGAGGAGCAACAGCCUCCUGACAAGAGUGAAAGCAUUAAAGAUGAGGUCAGUGAGGCUGAGGAAGACGGAAAGGCUGCAGAGGAUGAAGUCACAGCAGAGGCAGAUCAAUCUGAGGAACCAAAUGAAACCCAGCUUCAUGUAGACGAUGAAGAUGUUGCUCAGGAUGAUCAAACUGAAGAUCCCUUUGAUGGAAGGAAGCCUGCUYAGGCUUCAGAGGACAGUGAAGAAAYGGAGGGGAAGGUUGUUGUGGAGGCUGACGUUCACACUGAUGAGACGGGGCAAAAGGCAGAAAGCAAAAAAGAGGAUGAGUCAUCCGGAUUAGAGACAGAGGCAACAGCAYCAAGCGAGACAAUGGAGAUCAAAGCAGAGUCCUCGGAGGGGCGAGAGGCCCUCAGCUUUGAAGAGGCACCUGAAACCCACGCAGAGAGGAGGCAGCAGGCAGACGGCGAGGACGACACCGCGGCGUCACAAACCGAAGUCACCGCUGAGAAUUCAAGCCGCUCGCCUGAGGAGGCUGCAGCCUCCACGGAGGGGAGAACAGCCAACGAACGUGAAGAAAUGACGAAAGACGAGAGCAACGAGGGUGAAAUUAAAGAGGAAGCUCAGGAACAAACAUCAGAAACCGACGAACAAAAGAACGACGACGAGCAGGAGGAGUGUGAGCCGGAGGAGGAGGAGAAGAUGGAAAUAAAUGAAAAAGUACAUGAAAACACGAAGCAGCAGGAACCCGAGGAAGAACAAAUUCAAAUGAAUUCAGACGAGAUAACAGUUGAAAAUACACAGGAAACAGAACUGAAGCAAACAGAAAACAUUACUGAUGACAGUAAGGUGGAGAACCGUACAGACACGAAUGAAAACAUCACAGAAAGUCAAAGCACAGAAAAUGAAGAAAAUGCAAAACAUCUCCAAGCUGUAAAUAUAGYGAACAUAGAGGAGGCAAGAAGUGAGAAUGCUGAGGACAGUGAAUGUGUCAAGAAUCAAAGUGAAGGAGGUGAUGACUGUCAGAACAAAAACCUGACUGAGACAAACACGGCUUCUGAAGAAAACAACGACGGAGCAGGAGAGUCUGAGAAAGCUGAGAACGAGGAGAAAGUUACAGAAUCCGAAGCUGAAGAAAAAGAUGUAAGAGAAGGAGAAGAGGUGUCUGAGAUUACAGAAAAACAAGAGAAAAGUGACGACGAAGAAGAAAAUAGAAUAUGUGCUGAAAACACUGCUGAGUCGGCGGAUUUGUGCGACAGUGAAGCAGCAGAGACGCACGAGGUGCAAAAUGUCACAGAAAAUGAAAGUGACGAAGGGGAAACUGCAGGAGCGAGUGAAAAUGGAGCGAUCAAUGCUGAAAAUGGGGAGGUUUCUUUUGCAGAUGAGAGCCAUUCUAACGAGGAUGAGGAAGAAGCUCCAGCCAAAAUAAACACCGACUCUGAGAGGAUGGAACAAGCCAAAGAAAAACCAGAAGAACGUGGAGAGGAGAGCUCAGAGGGAAAAGAUGUAAAGCCUGAAGAAGCUGCAGAAGAGCUCGAGAAUGACAUAUCUGGUGCGGCUCCUGAUACUGAUCUCACACAGAGCUCCAGUAAAGAAGGUGAUGACAGCGAGGCAAAGCACCAUGAAACCAAAGACAACCCAGAGCUGGACAUGUCUGAGCCAGGAAUAAAAGAAUUAGAAGAGAAGAAGGGCGAUGGAGAAACAGAGAGGGAUAAAAACAAAACAUUAGAAAACAUUGAGAACAUCGGUGAGUUUGUGCUUUCAGAAGAUCAGGAAAAAUCUUCAUUACCAACAGAUGAUGACGGUGAUGCAGUUAACCAUUUAGAUGAAGAGAAGGACAGUUCAGUGUCYGACAAGAACCCUGAAAAUGCUGCUGAUGGAGAGACUGGAGGAGCUGCAGAGGAGGCCAGCAAGGCCUCGGAGGAAGGAGCGAGUGUUCUCCUCAAACCUUCAGCACAAAACAAGGUGGCAGAACAGAGCGUCACUGUGAGGGAGGAGACUCCAGAGACACUAACUAACAUAGAAAGUACAGAUAUGGUCACAAACUGGAUCAUGAUGCACCAGUCGUCUAAGUACUUUGAGACGUUUGUUGAGCCGUUAGAAGAUCUGAGGGAAGAGCUUUUAGAUAUAAAAGCAUCCAACUCAGAUGACAAUGAAACACCAUCUACAGAGCCACCAAAACCAGAGGGUCCAACGAAUAUGGCGAAGAUGUUUGGGAAUGAAGGAGAGCCAAGGGCCACAACUGAAACAGAAACUGAGGACCUUGAAAACAUCCAAGAUGAUCAGUAUGACCCAGUUCAAGCUGCUCUGCAGGGUGAGGAGAACCAUGUAGCAUCCAAUGAAGAAACUCACCAAAGUGGUCAUGAAGGAGAUGUGGAAAAAGACCAAGAUCAAGAUGGACCAGCCAAAGAAACUCAUGAGAAAACAGAAGCAGGAAGCUUCUCAGGCUCCCUCAACGCUGAGCGUGUUUUCGGGACCCAAAGUGGUGAAAAGGUUGCCAGCGUUGGAUCAGCUCCACAAGCAGUCGCUGCCCUGUCUUUGACAACUGAAGGGUUUCUUGAGUCAGCGAACAACGCAGGUCAGACAGACGAUCGGACAGGUCAAAUCACCACGCUCUCCACAUCCAAACCAGCUGAUGGAAGCCAAGAGGAGUCGGGCGAUGAGGACGCCCAUCCAGAAACGUUAGGAGACCGUUUCAGUGGAGAGACGAGAGCCGUGGAGCUCAUCAAACAGUUCAGUAACGACCACCUGAACUCCUUCUCAGUGGACAGAGCACUGUUCGCUCACACCUCGUACCCUUUARCCUUAACUUCAGGCGCUGAGAGUGGACCGUAAAGGUAGAAUGAUAGUUUGCUCUCAUUUAGUUUUGUAUAGAUGCAUAUGUAGGCUGUGUGAACACAUGGCUUUAGGUUCGAUAGGGUUUUCUAACAGUUUCUAGGGAUGGGCAUUGCAAAUUAGCUCUGGCUAUAAAUGUUGUAGUGUAUAGUAUUAAUACUUGACACGUGUCCCUAUUCAAAUAAACAAUAAAUGAAAUGAAACGAACCGAACUGAAAAAGGAAAAUAUCUAUAGACUGAGCUCAUUUAUAGUUAAAGCAAACAAGUUGCACAAAAUGUUUCAGCUGCUGGAUUCAGUGUUUACAGCAGAUCGCCUCUUCCUAUUGUUAGUGUGUCUCCAGCUUGGUAUCAAGUACAGCUGCUAUCAUCUGUUACCUGUAAACAGAUACUGACCUACUCACAGAUGAUUGAAUAAUUCAUGUCAGACUCUUUAGUUAGCCUCUCUUACACUUUACAUUUCCAGCGGGCGGAGAUGAGUGACCCAGCUUUCAUCAGAGAUCUGUAAUCCAAGCUGUCCGCGACCAUCUCUGACCACCCUCUGAAACUUUAUCAACAAGGGGAACAUUAAGCUGAUGAUGAGUCCAUUAAUGUCAAGUGAUCCUUACAAAUGAAACUACCUCUAUUUAAAGACCUUUUUAAGCAUUAUUUUGCUUGUUAAGCUUGUGUUUAGGGUUAGUUUGGGUUUGUAAUGCUUCGUGAUUCUGUGUGAAUGAGCCAAAACCAAAAUAAAGUUACUGAGACUGGA